AUGCCUAAGGCAGCAACCAAGCGUGGCGCGGCCGGCAAGGUCGAGAAGAAGCGCGGCAAGAAGGACCCCAACGCCCCCAAGCGUGGCCUCUCCGCCUACAUGUUCUUCGCCAACGAGCAGCGUGAGAACGUCCGUGAGGAGAACCCCGGUAUCUCGUUCGGACAGGUCGGCAAGAUCCUCGGUGAGCGCUGGAAGGCCCUCAACGACAAGCAGCGCGCCCCGUACGAGGCCAAGGCUGCCGCCGACAAGAAGCGCUACGAGGACGAGAAGCAGGCCUACAACGCCGACCAGGAGGAGGAUGAGUCUUCUUAG
Messenger RNA from Colletotrichum aenigma, 312 nucleotides. RefSeq names its product Non-histone chromosomal protein 6 (gene nhp-1). NCBI's taxonomy places the organism in Eukaryota, Fungi, Ascomycota, Sordariomycetes, Glomerellales, Glomerellaceae. The record is from RefSeq and is a predicted model, not a curated record. The transcript has 3 exons. Bases 1 to 312 code for a protein of 103 amino acids.